Molecule: messenger RNA, 1943 nt
Organism: Lingula anatina
Lineage: Eukaryota; Metazoa; Brachiopoda; Lingulata; Lingulida; Lingulidae
Product: vesicle transport through interaction with t-SNAREs homolog 1A
Biological process (GO): vesicle fusion with Golgi apparatus; macroautophagy; retrograde transport, endosome to Golgi
Cellular component (GO): late endosome membrane; SNARE complex; Golgi apparatus
Molecular function (GO): SNARE binding; SNAP receptor activity
Source: RefSeq, a predicted model, not a curated record
UAUACGGUGCAUUGCAUGCUGGGAUAGCUCAUUGAUCAACAUGGAUUCUUUGAUGGAAUCAUAUGAGCAGCAGUUUGGAAGUUUAACAGCAGAUAUAACCUCAAAGAUUGGGAAAAUCCCAAAUGUUUCUGGUAAAGAAAAGGUGACAAUUAUUGAAAAUGUGGAAAAGCUCAUGGAUGAAACCAGAGAAUUGCUAGAACAGAUGGAUUUGGAAGUUCGUAGCUUGCCUGUAACAGAAAGGCAAAAGUACCAAAUUCGACUGAAGAGCUAUAAAUCAGAAUUAACCCAGCUUGAAAAAAACUUGAAAAAAUCGAAAAUAGCAUUUAGUGAUCAUGUCCAUGCUAGAGAAGAACUUCUUGGGGAUGAAACACAGAAUUCAGAAGACCAGAGAACUAGGUUGCUUGAUAAUACAGAAAGGUUAGAGAGGUCCAGUAAAAGAUUAGAACAUGGUUAUCAAACAGUUUUAGAGACAGAACAGAUAGGUGCUGCUGUGUUAGAUGAUCUUCAUUCUCAACGACAAACCAUACAAAGAUCAAGAGAAAGAUUACGUGAAACUGAUGCUGCUCUAGGAAAAAGCUCAAGGAUAUUAUCAGGGAUGAUGAGAAGAAUUAUUCAAAACAGAGCAGUCCUAGUGGUUGUUGGAAUUAUUAUAUUGAUUGUUAUUAUAGUAGGAAUAUACUUUGCUGCCAAGAAGUGACAGUAUUAAAUUGACAUAAAGAAAUGUGCUGUUAAUCAUAUUAGUGUUGCAUAGAAAAAUGAAAGGGACCCUUAUAUGAAACAUUGCAGAUAUCAUGAUCUAUGAAAUUCUUCUGAAUUCAAUUAUCUAUAUAGGACAGUGUGCUUUCACUCAUGUUGUUCAUGACAUAAAUUGGAAAUGAGGGCUGUACAUGACAUGACAUCAAUUGGAAUAAAGGGGAAAUGUGUUAGGGGUUUACAAUUUUACUUGAAAACGGUUCAAGAGAUCGUUUGCAAUUUAUAGGCAUAUCCAGGUAUUUAAAUUUAUCCAUGAAUAUGUGCAAGGAUAUACACUAGAAAAGUACAAGCUCAUUUCCUAAGAUUACAAGGCAGUGACAAACGGAGGAAGGCAGAUUAAUGAGCAGGAUAUGUUGUAUCAAGGAUGGUCUGUAGGUCCUAUAAACCAUCCUACUGUUUCUUCUAUUUCAUAAGAAAAUUUUCUUGAAAAAAGUGCAAAUGUUCCUGCGAAUAUAUUCUUGAAAAAGUGCAAAAAGGUAUAGAAGUUAUCAAGGAUAGAAAAUUUAAAAUUUAAUUACAAACAAAUAAAUGCAAAAGCAACUACUUUUAGGGCAUUUCAGGUAUUGUGAAAUUAAAUGUUGUGCAAUUUUAGUGUUGCAAGUUUAAAUUAUUCUUCAAGUUCCAAGAAGAAUCUCACUUUGUGGAGUUAAAAUGAAAAAGUUAUUAUUUGCUAACUAGAUCAAGAAAUUUAUUUCAAUAAUUUUAAUGUAAACAUUAUUAUACAAGUACAGUAGAAUGUAUGAAAUGUGAUGUUGAAAAUAUAUACUUCUAAUAUUUGAAAAGUGCAACGAACAAAAUGUUUUUUCACUUUAAACUUCCUGUUGAAAUAGAUACAACAAAGAAAUGAUUUGCAAACAAUGAAAAGAAAAAUGCUGGUACAUGUAUAUGAUUGACUCCAAUUUUUACAUUGUAUGAUGUUGGUGCCAUCAGUGUUCUACCAGUACACACUUUGUUCAUUAGCUUAGUUUUUUUUAUUUAAAUAUUUCAACACUAUUAAGGGUUAAGUAUGGUGGCAGGCCCACAUACAUGUAUAAAAGUGCACUGGUGUAUAUGUAUGUCUUCUAACAUUAUAUGGAUGUUUUAAACUGAUUUAUACAUCCAUUCCCAUGGUGUUUAGGGUGUCUGUUAAGUUUUUAUGGUUAUUGUCAUAGGAUCAUAAGAGAAGUGAAAUAAAUGUUUCAUUUUUUGUA